AUGACGGGAGAUACGCCCGCGACUUACACCGUGACUGGGCUCCACUGGUUUGCGCUGUCCGCGACAGUCGCGCUGCUGUGCUGCAUUUGGUGGAUUUCGGAAGUACCAAGUCUAUUCCAAAAAAGCCGCCAGAAGGAAAUCAGCCAGUACCCAGAAUACGGCGCAUAUGAGUUCGACGCCGCACCGCCCGUGCGGCACCGACCAUCUUGGGGUCUGGGCACCUUUGUCCGCAAUGUCAUGUGGAGCUGCCUCCGGUCUCUCCAGCCAGGCUUCGUGGUGCAGCUCGUCCGGCGGUUUGAAUCCAAUCACAGGCUGUGGGCAGUACGAUACUACUUUGGGCCGGGCACGAGCUCCGAGCAUAUUCCUGGGUUGAGCGUGGCUGGCUAUAUCGGCGCAUUGCUGGCAGAGAUGACGCCGCUCGUCAUCCAGGCUGUGCUCAUCUAUGUCGGCUCGACGAAUUUCGAUCGCAGCGGAAGUCUUUUGAUUCAAUUUUGGAUCAUCGGCCUCUUGCCGAGUGCUGUGACGGGACUGAGCAUGAUGCUGGUCAGUUGUCUUCCAAGAUCUGCUUGGCGGAUGGCUUCGGUCGUCUUUUUUCUCAGUUUCCUCGCACUGAGCGCGUCGUUUAUACUCGCAUCUGCCUUUACCGCCCGCGGCUAUGGAGUUUUCAAGUUCAAGGCGCCGUUUGGCAUUAUCAUGGCCGCGGCGUGGCUGCUGCACAUGGUUCUCUCCAUCGUAGUCGGCUUCCAGUGCAGCAAGGGCGUGCACUGCAUCGCCCUGCUGCUUACAGCGGCGCUCAGAGUCGCGCCGAUGAUUCUGCUGGCUGUCCCUCGGGGCGCGUAUGCUAUCCCAUACCCCGGGGUCAACGCGCCGGCAUUCGCCAUAUCAAUUAGCGUCAUUGCUGGCGGGGUCGUCUUUGCGCUGGGGGCCACGGCACUUGUGCGCUGUCCGGUAUGGGACCAUCGCCAUGUUCUAACAAGACAGCGUCGACGACGGGACAGGCGCGGUCAACGCGAUCGAGAAGGCGGCGGUGGUGGGAGCGGAGGGGGUGGCGGCGAUGGAGGAGGCUGGAAUUUUGAUGGCGGUGGUGAUGGAGGCGGUUACGGCGACGGUGGUGGUGAUGGAGGCGGUGGUGAUGGCGGAGGUGGAGGAGACGGUGGUGGUGGUGGCGGCGGGGGUGAUGGAGGUGGGUGA
Akanthomyces muscarius is the source of this 1191-nucleotide messenger RNA. RefSeq lists its product as uncharacterized. Bases 1 to 1191 code for a protein of 396 amino acids. NCBI's taxonomy places the organism in Eukaryota, Fungi, Ascomycota, Sordariomycetes, Hypocreales, Cordycipitaceae. The transcript has a single exon. The record is from RefSeq and is a predicted model, not a curated record.